AAAACGUCAAGAGGGCGAGAGAGAGAGAAAGAGAGAAAGAGAGAAAGAUAGUGAGAGCGAGAGACCCCCCCCCUGAUGGAUGAUGGAUACGUAACCAAAAAACCGUGUAAUCUUCGACUCGCAGCCACGAUGCGCCGGCGUCCUUCUUGCCCAUCCACGACCACCUACCUAACUACCUACUCCUUCUCGUUCGUCGCCAUGGCCUCCGUGACUGUCCUCGUCCUCCUCGGCCGCCCGCCAUGCUUCGAUACCGGCCCACCGAGAUCCGCCUGACGCCUCAGGAGAUCGAUGCCACCUUCAGCCGUUUGGCAGCGCGGCCGCGGCAGGGCGCAGCAACUGCUGCGAGCACAGGCCCUCGCAUCCGUCGUGGCCCCAGGCGCCUUCGCGACGACUCCCUCGUGCACCCCAGUGCCACGGCCCAUCCGCCGCCUUGUACUGCGGAACGCGUGCCGCCUCAUCCGGACGGCCAUGGCCCUGAGAAGCAAGCAGUGCCUCAAUGCGAUGGCUGUGAAGAUACAGAGUCCGCCUUCCCCGUGUGGUUCCACCCCAAAUUAGCUACAACUUCACCUGGCAUCGGCGAUAUCUUCAACAUGGCUCAGCUGAAUGCCGCCUUGGGAAAUUCAGAAGCAAUCCCGUCGAUCCGCCUCCCCUCUCCCCAAGGCUCAAGGCAUCAUUCCCCCAAGCGUCAUUCUCUACCAAUCCUGCCAAGUCUCCCAUCUUUUGGGCCCCUCGUACGCUCGUCGAGUCUUGGUCAAGCUUCAGAACACAGCAGUUGUAACGCGUCGCGUACCCCGUCUUUCCGGCUCAGCCAGGACUCUACUCCAGAUCUUUUGCUUCCCUUACUGAAGUCUACAGCCUCUACCACUCACCAAAGCAGGCAAACCAGUGUCAGUUCCUCCGUUGAUAACUCUUCGGAAAACAGUGCAGCUAUUCUCGACUUGAUUCGCCAGGAUCUAUCCCCGCUUGACCGUCUUGAGCAGGGACUUAACUCAGAGAUUCCUCACGCCCCAUCUGCACGUAGUUCUCGAGCAUCGUCGAUCCCCCGAGGCGAGCUUAGGAUGCCUCUGUUCAAUUCGCCAGAGCGUCGAUCUCCUCAGCAUCGCAGGUUUGCUCGAUUUCGCAAUACGCCCACCUUUGCAGAAUUGCCGAGUGCAUCACCAGCAUACCGCGACGGUCUAUCUUCACAAAUCGGCUUCGAACCAUCUUCGCCAGUGACAUCAUCCGAAGCUUUCGUUGAUCGCUAUCCCGGCAAUGAUAGAAAUUACAGUCUUGACCCUCGUCAGUCUCGCCUGUCUGUACCUAUUUACGGUGCUACGUCCAUGCCUUCUCUGCAUCUCUCACGCCCGUCCCGCCGACGUGCAUCUGGCUACACUCUGUUCCAUACGGCACGGAACAACCACGGCGGAGGUAAUCCCUGGGUACGAGGAGGUGAAGGAAUGGCAGAAACCCGUCGUAAUACGAUCAGCGGACAGCGGCAUAGAGCGCACCGAUCCGUCUCUGCUAGAAUGCUUCCCCCGUGGCAGGACGAGCAGGAAAAUUCCGGACGCGCUGAACACUUGGAAAUGAUGGCAGAAGCUCAAGUACGCAGAAGAUAUGUCGAACAGACUGACAACGGCAGGCUGGACAGGACACCGCCUGGCUUGGGCAGAUUCGAAAGAAGGAUCUUCCAAGAAUAGCAGUGAAUUGCAGGAGAUCAGGCACAGCAUCACAGCAUAAAUUAACUUGUGAAUUGGUAGGUAAUAUGGAGGCUAACCUGGAACGUAGGCUCAGAAGACAGCAGUAGAGGUAG
Messenger RNA from Aplosporella prunicola CBS 121167, 1789 nucleotides. RefSeq lists its product as uncharacterized. The record is from RefSeq and is a predicted model, not a curated record. Bases 240 to 1676 code for a protein of 478 amino acids. Lineage: Eukaryota; Fungi; Ascomycota; Dothideomycetes; Botryosphaeriales; Aplosporellaceae. The transcript has a single exon.